Messenger RNA from Sclerotinia sclerotiorum 1980 UF-70, 1170 nucleotides. RefSeq lists its product as hypothetical. The record is from RefSeq and is a predicted model, not a curated record. The transcript has 4 exons. Gene Ontology annotation, cellular component: cytoplasm. NCBI's taxonomy places the organism in Eukaryota, Fungi, Ascomycota, Leotiomycetes, Helotiales, Sclerotiniaceae. The coding region runs from base 1 to 1170 and encodes 389 amino acids. Gene Ontology annotation, molecular function: 2-oxoglutarate-dependent dioxygenase activity.
AUGGCACCUAGUCGACUUACAGAAGAGGAUGAUGUAGCUGUCCCCGAGAUCAGUUACGACAUUAACCUGCCAUAUAACCAUGUAUCCGAUGAAUACGACCAGAGCUCAAAGCGACGAACAGAGUUUCCAAGUUACCUUCCAUCGUGGGAAGACGAUGUCUGGUUCGACGAAAUACCGCACUUCAAGUACUAUGACCCAGCUCUGCGGGCCGAUAAGUCCAAGCCAAACCUUUUUAAUGGUGGUGUUAAAGCCAAACACAUCACACCUAAAAUGGGAACCAUUUUGACUGGCGUAAAAUUAGAGGAGCUCUCUGAUGAAGGCAAAGACGAGCUUGCUCUUUUGAUAACCGAACGAAAAAUUGUUGUACUCCGUGAACAAUCAGACUUCCUUCACUCCGGACCUCAAUUCCAACAAGACUUCAUGUCGUAUUUUGGACCUUUGAGCAUCCAGCCUGUAUCUGGUUCCGUCAAGGGACACCCUCCUUUCCAUGUUAUUCAUCGCGACCACAACGAGGAAGAAAUCGCAAAUUUCUUCCAGAAAAAGUUGACCUCAACACUCUGGCAUCAUGAUGUCAGCUACGAAAAGCAGCCACCUGGAUAUAUUAUGCUUGGCACAUGUCCCGAUGUUGGUGGUGACACCGUCUUUGCCGAUACAGUGGAAGCCUACAAACGCCUUUCACCUACAUUUCGCGCCAUGAUUCAGGACUUGAAGGCGACUCAUUCGUCACAGAAGAUGAUCGGUUAUGCCCGUGCUGCACGAGGAACCGUCCGAACCGACCCGAUCGAUUCCCUGCACCCUAUCGUUCGCGUACAUCCCGUCUCGGGCGAAAAGGCCCUUUAUCUCAACUCGGAGUUUUUAACCGAUAUUGUCGGGCUCAAGGAUGGAGAGAGAGAGAUGCUUAUGAAAUUCUUGGUCGAUCAUGUUUGUAUGGGUCAUGAUUUCCAAGCUAGAGUAGGAUGGGAAAAACACUCAGUGGUUAUGUUUGAUGGAAGAAGCACUCUUCACACCGCGACCGUAGACUAUGAUUCCCGUAUCCAAGCGCGCCACCUGUUCCGCUUGGCAGCCAUGACGGAAAAACCCAUCUCGGUCGCUGAAUGGGAAGCCCAUCUCCAUGAUGACAAAUCUUCCGAGACGUCGGAAUCUUCAAAUUCGAGCGUGAGCUCGGAUUAA